AUGCCUGGGAUCGUGGACGACAAGUCGCAGCACUGCAUCCCCUUCCUUCUUGAUCGCCUGCGUGUUCAUACCGAGCGGCACCGCGGCAAUCCUACCCCGCCGUUCUUUAUCGGCCUCAAUGGUGUGCAGGGUGCCGGCAAGACUGUCCUGGUGUCCGCUCUCAAUGAUACCUUGCGUUCAGAACCAUACUCGCUCUCCGUCGUGACACUCUCGCUCGACGAUAUCUAUCUUACUCAUGCCGAUCAGGUUAAGCUAGCGCAAGCGCAUCCUGCAAACCCGCUUUUGCAGCAUCGUGGCCAGCCUUCGACCCAUGACCUCGAUUUGGGUGAGGAAGUGUUUACUUCACUCGCCGCCGAGCGUCCAACCGCCAUACCGCAAUACGAUAAGUCAGCAUUCGAAGGCCAGGGUGACCGUGUACCGAGAGAACAAUGGAAGGUUAUCAAUGAAGAGGGUCAGGAAAAGGUUAAGGUUGUGAUCUUCGAGGGAUGGUGUGUCGGAUUCCGCGCAUGGGACGACCACAGCCUGCGCGCAAAGUGGGAGGCUGCCGUGCACCAGAAGGAAUCUGGCGAGUAUAAUGGACGGCUAGGCCAUGUCCAAUUUGAAGAUGUCAAGGCCGUGAAUGAUGCGUUGAAGCGAUAUGAUGUCUUAACCGACAAGCUUGAUGCUUUGAUUCAUAUCGAUGCGGAAAAUCCUCGUUUUGUCUAUGAAUGGCGUCAGGAACAGGAACGCACUCUUCGUGCUGCCAAAGGCACCGGAAUGACCGAGGAACAGGUCAACCACUUCGUGGACGGCUAUUACCCAUCUUAUGAGCUUUUUACGGAAACCCUCCGCGAGGGCGCUUUCAAGCCUGCUCCCAAUAAUUCAUCGGAAUCGGCCUCGGAUUGGCAAGGUCGACAGCUUCGUCUUGUUGUAAACCGUGAUCGGAGAGUCCAAAAGGUCAUCACCAUCUGA
Molecule: messenger RNA, 951 nt
Organism: Penicillium bovifimosum
Lineage: Eukaryota; Fungi; Ascomycota; Eurotiomycetes; Eurotiales; Aspergillaceae
Product: TDA10 family protein
Exons: 5
Coding region: 1-951 (316 amino acids)
Cellular component (GO): cytoplasm
Molecular function (GO): kinase activity; ATP binding
Source: RefSeq, a predicted model, not a curated record